UAAAAAAAAAAGUUUCGAUGGGGCCCUGGGAAAAAGUGUUUGGUGAGGAAAUGGCUGAGUAGCCUAGCUAUAUUCUAGCUAUAUUAAAUCGACUAUAACCGAUUUCCAAACAAGAGGAGGGCAAUUCAUGAGUCAGGAGAGAAGGUAUGUGAGAUUGCUCUGUUGGCGUUCAAGCACAAUGGAUGCGCGUGAUGAUGCUCUCUAGAUGUUAUCAGUGGGAUGGAGCGGUGAUGUUACACUGGGUAGCAAUUAGCAAGUCUCUUUCUCCUACAAAGAGACAUGGGACUGAACCGAGAGGGCAUCUCCAGGGAGGCCUGAAACCUCUCCCCACAGACCUACCUACUGCUGCUGAAGACCACCACCUUCCAACACCAAUGACCUUCUCCAGAACCGUUGACUGUUGCGCCUCAGACCUUGUAAUGGAAAAUCGUGUUGAUGAAGUUGACCACCUGCACAACACGACGGAGGGAGAUGGGGACAGCACCCCUCUCCCAUGCAAGGGCAAGGGCAAGUUCUCUACCCUUGGCAAGAUCUUCAAACCAUGGAAGUGGAGGAAGAAGAAAAGCAGCGAGAAGUUUACGGAAACUUCAGAAGUUCUGGAGAGAAAGAUGUCGAUGAGGCGACCGAGGCAGGAGCUUAUAGAACAGGGAGUGCUGAAGGAGUUCUCAGAGAACGAAGGGGACGAUCCUCACAGCCCCAAACAGUCCUAUGUGAAGAAUGGCCACACCCUGCCCGUGGGUGGUGGUGGUGGUGGAGGGGGCAGAGGGCAGGAAAACCAGACAAGACCCCCCUCAGACCUUGGGAUGAACCCCUCAGACUUUAAGAUUAACCCAGCCUGGCUGCCCCAGAUAGAGGACCGCAGGGUCCGAUUCCCCCCUGACAUAGACCGCCAGGGUGGCCCCAGAGGCUCUGGACAGCAGGAGGAGGGCCGGCGAGGAGGUGGAGGGUCCCAGGGGGAGGGGGAAUGGAAGUCUAACAUGGCCUGGCAGGGCCAGGCGAUGGUGCAGGGGAUGGGACAGGAGGAGGGUAGACGCGGGGGCAGACUCCACCCUUCUGACGGAGACAAGCGGCCGGGCCUGCAGAAGGCGCCAUCAGAGGACGGUAGGAGUCGCCGCCCUGCUGAGACCGCAUGGAAACCUACCCUCCCCCGGCACGCGUCCGCAGAGGAGGGAAGGGCCCGUAGAGAAUCAGAGAGCCAUUUUGUUCCUGACCCAGAUUUGCUGCGGGACACUCUCCGAGAGUCUCUGUCCCCCAAACAGUCCGUUAUGCCCCCCAAGUGGCUGAUGAGCUCCACCCCCGAGCCCGGCAGCGAAGGGUCACCCUCAUCCCACACCCCAUCCAACCACCCUGCAACCACGUACUCUUCCUCCUCUUCUUCCUCUGCAGUUGCAAUGCCUGCCCGAACUGUCUCCUCUGCAGGCGCCAACCCCCAAUCUUCAGCAGUAGUGUCCUUCCCUCCAUCCCCCACCCCCCAGGCGACCAAGCAGCCUCCCCUCCCCCUGCCCAAGCCCGUCAACAGGGGCGUUAAUGCUGCCAUGUUGGGCAACCUCACCCAGGCCGGUACCAGACUGGUGCCAACUAAGCCCUCGCCACCGAUGCCCCCCAAGAGGACCACCCCUGUCACAAAGCGCAACCCGGAGGACCCGUCUGCGUCCACCCAGUCUGUCUCCACCCCCUCCCCUUCCCUGCUUUCUCCUGAGGACCAUCAUAACCACUCAGCAGGCUUCCAGAUGCCUCCCCCGUCCCCGCCCUUACCCAACCACAUCCCCCCUUCUCCCCCCCGCCAGCAUCUGCAAGCGCACUACCUCCACCACCAGCACUCCUACCAACAUCCCAUCCCCCAGCCCUUGCUCUUUGACCCCAGCCCCACCAGUGAGCCCCCCCAGCGGCCGGCCCCCGUCCCCCUACACAUCAUGAUCCAGAGGGCCCUGUCCAGCCCCGGCCCGGCUCAGCCACAUCCCGACGGCUCCCAGCGCUCAGCUCACUCCCUGCUCUUCGAGACACCGCCUGAGUACCAGGGGGACCGCAGCCGGCCCCUAGCCAUCAGCAUCCAGCCUCUGAAACUGGCUGAGGAUGACUACUCGGAGGAGGAGGAGGAGGAGGAGGAUGAUGAUGAAGAAGAGGAGGAGGAGGAGGAGUAUGAUGGGGAGCUCCCCCAGCCAGAGCUGGAGCCACGGAGCAGGAGGUGCAUGGUGGGAGAGCCCAGCAUCAAUGUCAUCCCUGAGGGACCCAACAGCAGUGAGGAGGAGGAGGAGGAAGAACAGCAGGACUUGCAAAGGGACGACAGCGACUCGGACGGGCCAGUGCUCUAUAAAGAUGAAGAUUCAGACGAGGAUGAGGAGGAUGAGCCUCCACCCAGUGCUUUGGCCAGCAGGGUCAGAAGGAAAGACACUUUAGCUUUGAAACUGAGUAACCGACACGCCCCAGAGAAACAUGCUCGAGAGGACAAGUCCAGCGGUCACACCGAACGAUGCACUCCGGGACACACACCAGGACACACACACCAAGGGUCAACAGGGCUGACGUGGCAGAGCAGGGAGCAAUGGGAGGCCAUACGCACACAAAUAGGCUCUGCACUCACAAGGCGUCUCAGCCAGAGACCCAGUGCAGAGGAGCUGGAGCAGAGAAACAUCCUUCAACCCAAGAACCAGGUAGACAGGCAGGCAGAGGUCCGAGAGAUCAAACGUAGGCUCACCAGGAAGCUGAGUCAGAGGCCCACGGUUGCUGAGCUUCAGGCCAGAAAGAUCUUGCGCUUCCACGAGUAUGUGGAGGUCACCACAGCCAAUGAUUACGAUCGGCGAGCGGACAAGCCCUGGACCAAGCUAACACCCGCCGACAAGGCUGCCAUUCGGAAGGAGCUCAAUGACUUUAAGAGCUCUGAAAUGGAGGUUCAUGAAGACAGUAGGAUCUAUACCAGGUUCCACCGCCCUUAGCAUCCACCCCAUACUGGAAAGCACUUUCUUAACCAGUGGCUGGCGGAGUCUCUGGAGAGGAGUCGUAGGGUCUUGGUGCUCCCUAAACAGACUGCCCUUUUAUGUUGCUGAAUGUAAGGUACAGAUCAUCAAGGAAGGCCCUAGAAUUGACUGAACUGAAAACAGGGGGACUGAGGACCAGAUACAGUAUUUCUCCCGGACAUUAGGGGGAACCAAGUGCCAACAAAGUGGAGAGCUGGCAGAGGGGCUUGACCGAGAGGACUGACUGGGAGCCACUGCCAAUGUGUGUUAUCCCUCAGGGACUUGGUUCCACUGACAACGACCUUUUGCCUUUUUUCUGCUUUUACUCUGUAUGGCACAGUUAACCCAUGUUGCAGAGAUGUAAAUGUAAUAACAUUACAGUAAUAAUAGUCCUAAUAAUGACAGCUACAAUAAUAAACACAGUGAUAAUACAUGUUAGAGAGGAAGCUGCAGAAAGAGGAUGAGGAGGAAGACGACUGUGGGAUUUGCCGUUCCCCAAGACUGGAAAAGCUCUGGGAUAAUUGUGUAUAGAUUUCUGUGAUUUGUUAGACUGAAACUUUGGAGUUCUAAUAAUGACAACUGUAAUGCAUAAUAUUUUGAUCACAACAUAAAUUACUGCUUUUAUUUUAACCUGUUUUGUAGUGUGCAUUUUUACAUUUUAGUUACUUAGCAGACGCUCUUAUCCAGAGCGACUUACAAGAGCAAUUAGGGUUACGUGCCUUGCUUGAGGGCACAUCAGCAGAUUUUUUUCCCCCGCCUAGUCGACUUGGGGAUUCGCACCAGCUAACUUUUGGUUACUGGCCUAAUGUUCUUAACCGCUAGCCUGCCCUGCCUGUAUUUGUAUAUUUGGCUGUAACAUUGGGGUGAGCAUUUGAGCUGAUACUAGUCAUAGGAAAGAACACAAUGAGGAGGUAGUUGGUGUGCUAUUCUUUUUAUUUGUUUCGUUCUUUUUUUGCCAGACACUGAUCCCCAUGCUGACAGUAGAAUGCUGUUUUUUCAUGUCGCAGAUUUCUUCAAUUUGCUGCAUGAGCCAACACACAGUGCAAUUAUUGAAUCAAUACAUGAUUCUUUUUUUAUUUACGCUUUUUUAUUUGAUUUUUUUUUGUACUUCUCUACAUAGGUCAAACCAUGCAAUGCUGCAAAUAAUAGCUGUUUAAAAAUGCUAAGAUCAUGAUGGCAUCUUAAAUUAAAUAAAAGUUGAAAUGUUACACAUCUUUAGAGAAUGUAUCAAAGUGCAGUUAGCGUAGAUCAGGAUUUGAUUAAUCAAACAUGAAAAAACAAAUUAGUGCAUUUUACGGUUGACGGGGAAUCAUUUUGUCAGGAAAAUGCUUUUUUAUCUGGAGAAAUGUAUCAUGCCUCUUCUGGUCAGUAGAUUACAGGGUCCUUUGCUGUACAGAUGCAUUUAGGUUACUGUUGUGUAUCUUUUUCUUCCUUAUUAUUUGAAAAUAAAUGUUAAAUAUAGUAAAGUAUUAUAUGUUGCUAUUUUUCUAAGAACAAAAUAUUACUAUAUAAUUAAACACUACAACAAUGGGAA
Oncorhynchus tshawytscha (Chinook salmon) is the source of this 4488-nucleotide messenger RNA. It is a transcript of the gene phactr4b, whose product is annotated as phosphatase and actin regulator 4b. The record is from RefSeq and is a predicted model, not a curated record. Gene Ontology annotation, biological process: neural crest cell migration; actin cytoskeleton organization. Lineage: Eukaryota; Metazoa; Chordata; Actinopteri; Salmoniformes; Salmonidae. Gene Ontology annotation, molecular function: actin binding.